Molecule: messenger RNA, 1059 nt
Organism: Calliphora vicina (urban bluebottle blowfly)
Lineage: Eukaryota; Metazoa; Arthropoda; Insecta; Diptera; Calliphoridae
Gene: Ir31a
Product: Ionotropic receptor 31a
Exons: 4
Coding region: 1-1059 (352 amino acids)
Cellular component (GO): membrane
Molecular function (GO): ligand-gated monoatomic ion channel activity
Source: RefSeq, a predicted model, not a curated record
AUGUACCAUUGUUUACCCGAUUUUACAACGUUAAAUCGAUUUAUGUCGCGGCAUCCAAAGGGACCCACCCAUCCAAAGAUUGAUCGAGAUAAUAUUACUUCGAACAAUCAAAUAACAGAAAUAUUAGGACGAUCAUCAAAAGAUGUUGGUGUAUCUGCGUUCAGUAAAUAUCACUUUGAAUUAUUGGAAAUAAUUCGAGAAAAAUUAAAUUUUACUGUCAAUUAUCGAAACGCUCGAGGAUGGGCGGGCAAAGUUGAAAAUUCAACAUACCGCUUGGGUUAUAUAGGCAUUAUGCAACGCAACGAAGCGGACAUUGGAGCAUCUGCUUCCUAUAAUCGUAUAAAUCGUUUUGCAGAUUUCGAUAUAAUUCAACAAAGCUGGAAAUUUGAAAGCUCUUUCUUGUUUCUAUUUACACCAAAUUUGAAUGCGCAUAAUAAAAGAGGCAACUUUCUGGCUCCAUUCGAACCACCUGUAUGGACAGUUACACUGGUGACAUUGAUAACACUAAUCAUUAUUUGGGUUUUUAUUGAACACAUCGCCCGCUAUUUAAGCAAUACUUCAAUCUCUAAUGGAAACCCCAAUGGUUAUAUGUACGGAGUCCCAUUAAAUGUUGUUGCUGCCAUUUGUCAACAAGGCCUGGAUCCAAUACCAAGAGAAAUUUCAUCUCGAAUUAUUACCAUAACAACGUUCAUAUUUUCACUAGUUAUGUAUAACUAUUAUACAUCAUCAGUAGUGGGUGGUCUCUUAAGUAACACAGCACAAGGUCCAACAACUGUAGAAGAAAUCACUUCAAGUGACCUUCGUCUCUCGUUUGAAGACAUCGGUUAUUAUAAAAUACAUUUUCGAGUAAGUAGAGAACCAACUUUGGCUAAAUUAUAUAAGGAUAGUGAACCUGCUAGACUAAACAAUGAAAAUCGUUUUUCUAUUCUGGAAUUGUCGGAUAAGGUGGGUGAGCCAACCUUCAAUGUUAAUACAUGUAGUGGCAUUUCAGCUGGUUGCAAUGAAUUGAAAAAUUUAGUAUGUAAAUUUCUUAUUCAUGCACCUAAUAUGCAAGAGUAA